AUGCUCAAGGUCCUUUGUACUUCACGGAAGUUUAUUAAUGUGUCAGAUUUCAAAAAUUUGCUGACAGAAUCAAAGAAACUUCACUAUGAUGCCUUACUUACCAGCAAUAUUGUGCCAAUGUAUCCUGCAUUUAAAGUGUUAUGGAACUACUUCCAUCAAACCCUGCUACCUGAAUAUGCUGCAGCCAGAAAUGGUGUCAAUGUAGUCAGUGGUCCCGUGUUUGAUUAUGACUAUGAUGGGAUCUAUGAUACCUCGGAAAGGGUGAAAAGACACCCUGGUAAUUCAGAAAUUCCAAUUCCAACUCACUUCUUCAUUGUGCUGACUAGUUGUAAAAAUACUUCUGAAACUCCUUUGGAGUGUGAAGAGUCUUUAGAUACGUUGCCUUUCAUUGUACCUCACCGAGAAGACAACAGUGAAAGCUGCACAGAUGGCAAGUCUGAGUCCAUGUGGGUUGAAGAGAGAAUGAAGUUCCAUACAGCCCGGGUCAGAGAUAUAGAAUUACUUACUGGACUUAGCUUCUAUCAAGACAGAAAACAGCCAGUAUCUGAGGUUUUGCAGUUAAAAACAUAUUUGCCAACGUUUUAA
Molecule: messenger RNA, 585 nt
Organism: Tinamus guttatus (white-throated tinamou)
Lineage: Eukaryota; Metazoa; Chordata; Aves; Tinamiformes; Tinamidae
Source: RefSeq, a predicted model, not a curated record